Messenger RNA from Ogataea haglerorum, 948 nucleotides. RefSeq lists its product as uncharacterized. Gene Ontology annotation, cellular component: mitochondrion. Gene Ontology annotation, biological process: RNA methylation. The transcript has a single exon. The coding region runs from base 1 to 948 and encodes 315 amino acids. The record is from RefSeq and is a predicted model, not a curated record. Gene Ontology annotation, molecular function: rRNA (uridine-2'-O-ribose)-methyltransferase activity. Lineage: Eukaryota; Fungi; Ascomycota; Pichiomycetes; Pichiales; Pichiaceae.
AUGUAUACUCAGACGGAGUCGAAGUUAUUUAGUUGGCUGACGAGAAGAUACUCAAAGAAAUCAGGCUCUUCUCACAGAUGGAUUCAAAGACAGAGAACCGAUUUGUACACGCGCGACGCAAGACAUUACGAUUACAAGUCAAGAGCCGCGUUCAAGCUACUUCAGAUCGAUGAAAAAUUUGGAAUAUUUUCGCAAAACCGAACUUCCAACAUACUCGAUCUGGGCGCGGCUCCAGGAGCAUGGAGUCAGGUUGCCCUCGAGCGUUGUCGGAAAGGUUCAAACAUUCUUGGGGUGGAUCUGCUCGUAUACCAACCUCCUAAUGGAUCAUCUUCUAUGCAAGCAAAUAUCUUGAGUAAGAAGACUCAUGAAAGCAUAAAGGAACAUUUUAAAGUAGUUGAGAUGGAGAAAUUGAAACAAAAAUUUCAGCCAAUCGAGGUGAUAAGUAAUCAAAUGGCCUUUGAAAUACAAGGUACGUCAGUCAUAGAUUCAGAAUCUGAAUUAAGCAAACUUGAGAAAGUUGAGAGAGAGCACUCUUUGCGCAAACUUUGCAACGAUGAGUUAUACAGACCUGUGGAUGUGAUUUUAAGCGAUAUGUAUGUUCCCUUUCCUCAAAUAGGAGGAUUUGCAAAUCAGACUACUAACAUGCCAUAUAUAAGGAUGGCUAAUACUUCAGGGUUAUCCUUUAGAGAUCACGCCAUGUCAAUGGACUUAUGUGAUGCCGCCCUGGUAACGUCCAUAGACUUACUGAAGAAAGGGGGCAGUUCUGUGAUAAAGUUUUUUACUGGGCAAGACGAUAAAUCCCUUCAAAAAAGACUUUCUCUUGUCUUCCGCAAAGUCAUCCGUUUCAAGCCAAAAGCAUGCAGGCCAGAAUCAAAGGAAUGCUAUUUUGUUUGCUUGGAUAAAAUUGACAACUUCAUCGAUAAGAAACAAGUUUUUCGAGCCGCAUGA